Molecule: messenger RNA, 2650 nt
Organism: Periophthalmus magnuspinnatus
Lineage: Eukaryota; Metazoa; Chordata; Actinopteri; Gobiiformes; Gobiidae
Gene: fam110c
Product: family with sequence similarity 110 member C
Exons: 1
Coding region: 141-1100 (319 amino acids)
Source: RefSeq, a predicted model, not a curated record
UGUGUUUGAACAGACAAGGUGAAUUCUCCUCUCCUGAUUCAAGCUCAGGCAUGAAGUGGACUCACAUGGAAUCUCUAUAACUUCCCUCUACUGUGAGAACACUUCUACAAUUUUUAUACUAUAUUGCUUUUUUUGUUAAAAUGGAGACUACAAGUGCUCCUUCAAAAUUCUUAGAGCGUGGUCCGGACUAUCUUCGCAGGCAAAUGGAGCUGGAGAAUGAGACUAAAGUUGGGUUGAGUGCGGUGGAGAGGCUUGCUAUGAGUAAACCAAAGUACGUCAAAAGCCAGCAAGUCAUCAGCUCUACCCAGGAACCAGUGAUCUCUAUCGGAUCAGUGUCUGUUAGCAGCAAUGGGUCAUCCCGGAGCUCAAAGGGAAAGCUUGUGAGUAACCUACCACUGACUGUAAGCAGCAGUCCUUUGCAAAGUUUUUCACCGGGACAGGUACGAAGAUCCAGUUCAAAAAAUCGUCCCGAUUCUCUGCUCCUUUACAGACAGAAAUGUGAUUUAUUAAAAGCUUCAGCCAGUGACCGAAAGCAUCAAAUUUUAAGGAAAUUACAGAGCAAAAGUGUGCAAGAGUCUGACAAGGAGCAAAUUCCCACACCUGAGGGCAUGAGACAGGAAUGCAUGGUGAAUGUAGUAGCCCCGCCAGAUAAACAGAAUGGUGUUGUUAUGAAAAGAAAUAAAGAAAAUUCAAGUUUACUUGCUGUUCCUAAUGAUACAGAAGAAUUCAGAAGAUCUGGUAAAGGAGUUAGUCGCUCUCAUUCUGACAUCAGCUCAAGAUACUCUAAAAACUUUGCGGAUUUUGAUGCCUUUUUUAAAUACUGCGGACUGGGAGGUGAUGUUAUUGAGAUGGUGGGAAAGAAGAAUUUUUCAGUACAUUCAGAAGAGCUGGAGGAGCACGUUAGAAGUGUGAGCGUGUCCAACUCGGAUGAUGGUUUCUCCAGGAGCAGUGGACACAGCGACGGUCUACAGGAGGACGAGGUGCUAGAGAAGAUACGGCAGCAGACAUCUGUCAUUGAGAGAAAUGCAAGGAUAAUUAAAUGGUUGUAUAGCUGCAGGAAUGCAACAGAGACUGGGAAGAAGCUACGAGACCUGGCAUAAUGUUUAAUAGGAAUAUACUAUACUAUACAGGAUAGGGAAGGAAGUGUACAGUUUUGGUCUUGGCUUUUAAAACAUCAUACUGAUCAUGCUGUUAUAUUAUAUUUAAUUGUAGAUUCAAUCAAGUUUUAUUUCAGACUCAAUGGGGUACAUAAGGAUAUUUAAAAGGAGGACAUUUAAAAACAGACAAAAGACAAACAACAAAUUCUUCUUAUACAUAGUCAUUAUGCAAUAAACUGACCACCUCCUACUUUUUUGGGUAAAAGUUGAACAGGAAAUGCAAUGACAAGUAGUACACUUAAGUAAUGCUCAAAUUACAAUUUAAGGCCAUAGUUUAGUUUAAUAAGGUUUAAUAAUGUGCUGACUGACAAAUGUGCUGACUGUUUUUGUUUUCUGUGUGCUUGCUUCCUUCUUUGUAGUCUACUUUCACACUGCCUGUGUAUUAUCUGUUUCCUUGAACUAGGCGCUUAAUCAAAGCUCAAUCAUUGCAACCUGAGCCUAAGAAGUAUAAGAGAGUAUUGUUGACUGAAUGUUAUAGAUGCACAACCUGUUUGUGUUGUUUCCACAAACAAUUGUGCAUUCAAACCUAUUUUCUGCUUUGAUAAAUAAAAUUAAAAAAGGCACUCCUUUAAAGCUGCACUGAUGGGACAAAACAAGACAGGUCCAGACGUGCACUUAAUUCUUCAUAAGAAGGCAACGAGGGCAUCUACAUUACAUUUAGCCCUUCUUACCUCCUGGGAUGUUAUUAUGAUACUAUCAGUUUGUGAGUCAAGUGGGUGUCUAGGAAGCUCUUAUUUCUUACUUAGUCAUGUUUUACUCAUAUUUAUGGCCCCACUAUUUCUAUUAAGUAAAUCUAUCAACAAACUCGCACAACAUUAAGACAGAAUGAAGAUAUUUUUGGAAAAGCUACUCUAUUGCAUUACAUCAAUUACAGAAUCUGUAUUUUUUUGUCAAAUGUUUUUUGUAUAUUGUUUGUUAUGAACUCAAUUUGUCUGUUACUCAACCGUUGUUUUAUACUGAAGUGAAUACUCUCACAGAUGCUUUGAAUGGAUUGAAUUGAUGUUACACAAAAAAAUCAAUGAUAUUUAAGUCCACAAGAUUCUAGUCAGUAGUUUGUCAACUCCCUCAUAAACUGUAUCUACUGUUCACCUGGAGGGGGCAGUAUAAGCAAUAUGCAGUACUACGUAAGUCAAUACUACGAUAAUACCAGAGGCCUCAGACAAACCUUAAUGGCAUUAACCUGUGGUAUUUAGUUCUAAUAUAUUCUUGUCUGCCUGUCAAUGGAGGAAAUUAUGAAGAAUAAACAAUGGGACAUUUACAAUUGCCUAUGUUUAAAGCCUGUUUAAAAUGAGUUUCAGGGUGUACCUUUGCAUCCUAAAACUAUGAAACUUUUACAGUGGAUGGUCCGCCAUCUCCAUGGAGAUGUUAUCUCUUUGUUUGUAAUGUUCCACAGUAUGGCAUUCAACUUCUAUCUUUCCACGGAGGCAACAGGUGACACCAUGAGGCCAAGUUUAGUGGCGGCUGGUGGACUUUCAGUAGGGGAAGGUGUAUUC